AGUAAUGUGUCUGAUCCUCUGGGAUUGGUAGAACUUUUUAUAUGAUGAACAAGAUUUGUUCAUCAUAUUUGACUUGGCUGUCUGGGUAGGAGCUCAAGGCUGGAUUGUUUAAAGGAACUGUAUUUCUGGCUUCUGGGUAACCAGUAAAGUGUUGUAGAAGCUAUUUUGUUGGCUGGUUUGGUAAAUCUAAGUAUUAGAAAUAUCCAUUAGUUUUGGGGAUCGUCUGCCCCAUUCUUUGCACUUUGCCCUGACUGAACAAUCUCAGCGUGGCCUCCCCUGGGACUCUGGUCACAGUAGUGCUUUCCAACUCUAUUCACACUGGGAAUGUUAGAAUCAGAAAAUAGAACAAAAGUAGUCUUAUUAAUAUCACACCAAAUACUGCUCAUUUUAGAAGCCAUUUAAGUUUAAAAGUCGUCUUUUCUCUUGCUCUCUUUGGCAUUUGAAGUGGAUGUGAAUGUAAUUUACACCACUGGUGUAAAAAGGCCUUAGGCCUGGUCUACACCUAAAACUUAGAUUGACCGUGCUACAUCUCUUAGGGCUGAGAAAAAUGUCAUGCCUUGUGCAACAUAGUUAGGUUGACCUGACCUAACCCUCCCCUCUUGUAAACGCAGCUAGGCCAACAGAAGAACUCUUCCAUCGACCUACCUACUAUCUCUCUGAGAAGUGGAUUAUGUACGCUGUCGGAAAAUUCCCUUCCUUUGAUGUAGGAAGCAUCUACACUACAGCGCUACAGUGCACACACAGCUGCAGCACCGUAGCUGUGCUUCUGUAAUGUGGACAAACCUUUAAUGUAAAUGAAAAUUAAGUCUGGAGUUCUUUGGUGAAAUGUUCUAUGAGGUCUAUGGAGAGAAUCAAAACUUGAUUCAGCAUUCUUCCUGCUGCAGGGAUGGAAAGAAGUGUAUUAUGGAUCUUAGGAACAGGAGGGAUGGUGUGACAGAGUGGAUAUCAGAGAGGCCACAGGACGAGCUGCCAAGUCUGAGAAAACAAUUGUGGUCUCUGGUAUUCCAGAUGGCAUUGUGAAAGAUGAUGUCAUGGCUGACAUAUUGAUGAUUCAUUUCCAAAAGGCGAAGAAUAGGGGUGGAGACGUGAAGGAUGUAGUUUAUCCAACAGCAAUAAAAGGAGUUGCAUACAUAAUCUUUGAAGAUCAAGAAGUUACAAAGAAUGUUCUCCAGAAAGAUGAACACAGACUAGAGGACAAGAGGCUGGGCAGGUAUUAUCCUCUGAAAAUCUCUCUCUAUAGUGAACACGUCUUCACCUGUGUCUCGUCUGUUCUUGAUUUGUCCAUUUUUGAAGAUAAAUACAUUUUGGAAGAUCUCGUGCAGGAGCUUCAGAAGACUAUCCCAGCCUUGAGCUUCAGUCCUUUGCAAUCCAAUGGGCAAAUUUCUGUUCAAGGGUCAUUCCCAGCAAUCAAGUCACUAAAAGACAAUUUGUUAUUAAAAGCAAAUUCCCUUUCCAGGAAGGGCAAAAGGGGAGAGAGAAAGCCGGAUCAAAGACCUAACACCAGGACCGAGAAGCGUGGACUAUUUGUGGAGCCAAAUAAUACUUUUGUCCAUAAUGUAAACAGGGAAGAACAAGUGGUUGUCCUUGACACAGAUAUAUAUUGCUACAUGAAACAUUUUUUAUACAAGGAAAGUCUGGCAAAAUACAAUGUUGUAAGUCGUGGAGUCACAGAUGGUGAGAUCACCACAAUAUAUCUAGAAAAUGCCAGAGCAGAUUCUGAUUCUAGAGAAUUAGAAAGAGCCAAAGAGGGAAUUGAAGAUUUGUCUGCAAAACUUCAUUGCAGAUUACGUAAAGAAAGAUUCUCUCUUGAUGGCAACACCAGAUCCGAAAGGCUGAAAUAUAAACAAGCAUUUGAGAGCAUAAAAUCCCGAUUCCCCAAAGUUCUGGUUAUUCCUUAUGAUACUCACAUUGAUGUGAUAGGAAGUUCCUCUGAGACAUAUGAGUUUACACAAGAAGUGAAUAGAACAGUAAAAAGCCACAUCCAAAAAAGAUUCAGGAGGUAGGAGUCAUUUAGGUGAUGCCUGCGAGCUAGGACUUCCUGAGAGUGACAUCUCUUACACCAAAGUACAAUCUCCCAAGGGAGUUGGUAGAAGCCCUAUUGCUGGGGACUUUUUAUAGAGGAUGUUUUGCACUUCUGUAACUUCCAGUGGAGGAUUUCAAAGCACUUUGCAAACUUCAAUUAAUUAGGGCCCAAUCCUGCUCCCAUUAGAGUUUUGCCAUUGACUCCACACAGCACCCUAAUAGUAUUAGGAGCUUCAUUUUACACAUUGUGGCUCCUCUAUCAUUAAAAGAAAAUGCAGGCCCUUCUACAUCACUGCUGAUACAGUCCUACAAUAUGUGCACAGGCACUUCUCAGAGUACAGGAAGCCUGGACACCAAGACAAAAGUCCCAAAUACUAACUUAAAUUUCAAACAUGUAGCAAAUGACCUGUUCAGGCACCUGGUGAAAUUAAAGUGCGUAGAAGUUAGUUUUCAUAGUGAAUGGACCAUCAGUGUUUUAUGGUACUCAUCACAAAUGAGUGCCUCUUGUGGCUGUAUUAACAUACACUCUUUUUAUGCAAGUUUUUGUUUAAUAAAUCACUUAGUUUUACAUGUAAAACAUGUUUUGAUAAACUUUUUUUCUUUCUAUAUGCAGCAAAUUUAAAGUAGUUUCAUUUAACCAAUAAAAAAAGUAAAUGCUGCAAGCUACUCCCCUCGGAGAGGUGGAGUACAUACAGUGCUGCGAGAGCUCUCUCGCAGCGCUGGUGGCGCGACUACACUCGCGCUUCACAGCGUUGUCGUGGCAGCGCUGUGAAGUACCGAGUGUAGCCAAGCCCUAAGUUUUGGAGUGAAAGCCUUGGUCACUGCAUUAAGACUUCCAGCUUUGCUUCUACUUAUAUAGUUAUUAUUGACAAUGCAGUGAAAUGGACACACAUUUCCACAGCAAGUCAUCACAUUCAGCAAUGAAUCCUGUGAGCAAGAGAGGAGUAAUAAUUUCCUGCACAAAUGUAAGCAACCUCGAAAUUGUACUGAAAAGCAACCAAUCACUCUAAUAAUUAAUUACAGAAAUUAGGGAAGGAAAAGACCUUUAUGUCAUAUUAUCCGUUAUCCCCCCUGCCAGUGCCUGAUUGUUUCUGGCUGUGUUUUACAGUCCAGUUUUAAAUGUUUCAAAUAGUGGUGUUUCCACCACAUUGCCAAGGAAAUAACUCCAUGAUCUAAUAGAAAAUUAGUUAAUAUUUUAACGUUUAGUUAAAUAUUUUCUGGAUCAUAAGAUCCUAGGAGCAGUAACUGCCUCUCUCUGUGCAUUUGUACAUUCCUAGGAAACGAAGAUCUUAUUCUGAUAGUUGUCAAUGCAUAUAAUUAACAAUAAUAAUCAUGUUUGUAUAGUGCUUGGAAUGUAAAAAAACUGUAUAAGUGCUUUCCAUCUACAUUGUUCCACGAUGCCUGUCACCUUGGUAGCUGAGGCUAAGUAUGAGCCUGAGGUUAAAACUAUGUCAGAGCCAUUACUAAACCCAUCUUUUAGUGGACUUUGUCACUUAAUGUGAUUUAAUGAUCUUUAGCAAAUUUGGCUCUCUCAAUAUCCACUGUAGUGGAGAACCAGGGGAGAGUGAGUUACGUUUUUAAAUGGUUGUAUACUAUGUAAUGUAGGCAUGUACAUAAUGCUUUGUCAAAACGAGACAAAACUACCCCGUGUGUUAUAUUUUAUAUCUCUUUUAUAUUAUUUUGGGGUGAAUCUAUAGGUAGAUACUCAAAUUAUUAAAGACAGUAACUGAACGCUUUUAAUGGAGAAUAAAAUUAUUUAAAAUCCUGUGGGCAUUUCCCUUUAAAAGAAACAAAUAAACAAACAAACAACCCCCCCCCAACGUUGUGCUUUUGGGAUUUUCUUGCCAUGACAAACUAUCAGCCUCAUUUAUUAUAAAAAUGGAAGGUCCGGUUAUUAUUUUUUCUUAAUCCAGUGCCAUUGUGGUGCAUGGAAAUUUACAGUGAAGGAAGAAGACAAGGUCAAGAAUGAGCUUAAGUACUUUGCUAUAACACAGUCUCAGCAGGGAUGGAAAUUUUAGAAUGUUUUGAAAAGAAAAAAAUCCAUUCAUAUUUGUGCUCAUUUCCACUGUUCAGACUGUAGUUGUUUUUCUCUUUGUACAUCAUUUUUAAUACAUUCAUUUUUUCUCUACCAUAAUUUAGAUAGAAAACCUAUAUUAAAAUUUCAGGUUUUUAUCUUUAUGGCAUUGCUGUUUCUUAUUUCAGUUCAUUGUUUGUGUAGAGGUAUUGUUCUGUUUUCAUUGUAUUUAACUUACCUGAUAAAAAUAAUUUAAAUUCCUUGAAAAUAAUAAAGAAUUUAAUAAAAAUUGUUACUUCAAAUAAUUGUAGGUCAAAUCCAAACAAUAUCAGUGAUUCUGGCACACUUACAAAUCAGAUGUCAUUUGAACUAUGAUUUAUAAACAGUUGCAUAGCCCAUCCUGCUGUCUUUAUGGUCUCUGUUACAUGGUAUAUAUUUAUUCCAAUUACAUAUAAUAGGGUUUUCUUUUUCUCUCUCUACAUUUGAAAAUAGUAGUUGAAACUUUUGAACAGAUAGUAAAAGGGAUGCAGUCAGCUGAGACAAAGGAACUAGAACACUAGGAAUGAAAUUCACCCAGGUAGCAAGGACCAGAGAAAGCCUCCCGUGAAAUGAGCGUGUGUCGG
Molecule: messenger RNA, 4659 nt
Organism: Trachemys scripta elegans
Lineage: Eukaryota; Metazoa; Chordata; Testudines; Emydidae
Gene: RBM43
Product: RNA binding motif protein 43
Exons: 4
Coding region: 1032-2003 (323 amino acids)
Molecular function (GO): RNA binding
Source: RefSeq, a predicted model, not a curated record